Messenger RNA from Toxotes jaculatrix (banded archerfish), 2784 nucleotides. Its product is annotated as polymeric immunoglobulin receptor-like. The record is from RefSeq and is a predicted model, not a curated record. Lineage: Eukaryota; Metazoa; Chordata; Actinopteri; Toxotidae. The transcript is spliced from 8 exons. Bases 5 to 1435 code for a protein of 476 amino acids.
ACGCAUGAAGAUGUGGAGUCUUCAAAAUCUGCUGUUCAUCCUCUGCAUUGCUCUGAGUUGUGUGACCGGUGAAGCAGCUGUGAUCCAUGUGUCUGGAUAUGAAGGAGGAGAUGUUCAUGUUUCCUGUCGUUAUGACAGCGGUUAUGAGGACUAUGAGAAAUACCUGUGCAGGAAUGACUGUGGCAACAGUGAUGUUCUUAUUAUGACUACAGCAGCAAAGAAGGACAAAUACUCCAUCUAUGAUGACAAAAGCAAACGAGUCUUAACAACCACCAUCUCUGACCUGAGUUCUCGGGAUGCUGGGAAAUACUGGUGUGGAGUGACCAGAACUGGAACGGAUUACUACCCUGCUGAAGUAAAACUGGAUGUGGUGCCAGACAGCUGCUGUGACCGUUCCACCAAAAUCCAAAGUUACGAGAAAGGUUCAGUGUCCAUCAGUUGUCCUUAUGAGAAUUCGUAUCAAAGCAACCUGAAGUACAUCUGCAGAGGAAACCGGCCCUCCACAUGUCAGCAGCAGGCAGUAACCACCUCUGACAGCAAACAAAACGGACGGUUCACACUUACUGACAACAAGGCAUCAAGGAAAUUCACAGUGACCAUUACCAGGCUGACCCAAAAGGAUUCUGGGUCGUACCUUUGUGGUGUCCAUAGAGACACAGGCCUGGAUGUUUUCUCUGCUGCUGAGCUGGAGGUCAAAGGGUGGUGCUGUGUGAAGUCAAACAGACUGAAUGGCACAGUGGGACAUCCACUAACUAUGCAGUGUCCUUAUCCACCACAACACGGGACAAACAGGAAGUUCCUCUGUAAGGGAGACCACCGCCACAACUGCACAGAUGUGGUGACGAGUCAGAACAACUCAGGCCAGACUGACCUCAGGUUCACACUGAUAGAUGACAUUUCCUCCAGUUCGUUCUCUGUGACGAUCACAGAGCUGAAAGCAGGUGAUGCUGGGACAUACUGGUGUGGUUCAGACUCUGAGUGGAGCGCUGGAAACUACACUAAGAUUCAACUGUCAGUAGUCUUUCUGACUGUGACUUCUACCAUCUCUACCAUCACAGUGGAAACUAUCAGACCACAAUCAACCUAUACCCCUGACAAGACUGUCAAAGAUGCUUCACUCUUUCACUCUGUGGUUUACAUCGUUCCCGCUGUGCUGCUGCUCAUUCUGAUAUUUGCCCUGGUCAUGGUUUAUAAAUACAAAUGCCACAAAGUACAAGGGACUGAAGUCAACAUGAACCAAAAAAUAAUCAAGGACGCAGACAGAGAGGAAGUGAUGGAUGACGCAGAUAUUUAUGAAAAUCAAGACGUUGUCGUGUAUUCGCAGCAGAGGACCUCCAAACACCAGAGCACUUGUCACCAAUAUGAUGAUAAAAGACAACAAGACUCUGUGUAUCAAAAUGUCACUGCUAAGAAAAAAGAGAGAACCUUACAUUGAUGUUAUUUCUCCAGACUUGAUUUAUAAUUAGCCUCAGACAUAUUCAGCACUCACCCAUUCAUUGCUUUAACUUUGAUUUUACACUUUUGCUGUCACCUGUUCACUCAUUAUGAUUGCUAAUAGAUAAUAUAACAAUAUAACACGCCUGCGCUCCUUGUAAGAAGCUGAGAAUGGCCAUUCCAGCUAAAUACUCCAAAUAUAAAUUACCUACAUGUAAAUAUGUACUUUUAGUAAAAGUGAAUAAAUAAAUGAAACCAAGAAAAGCCAGUCUUUCCAAAAUAUAGUCAUUUUUAUUUGCACCAAAUAAAUGGGAUAUAAACAUAAUAUCAUUACAUUGUCAGUCUGUCAGUUCCAAACUUUUGAUGGACAGAAAUAAAUUGGUGGAAAUUUAUUCAAGUAAUGUUAAGUACAAAUUUGAAGUACUUUUACUUCUUUGUUCUUUGUUUCCAUUUUAUAACAGUUCAUGCUUUAACUCCACUACACGUCAGGGGCAACUAUUGUACUUCACCUUUUAACCUUUCAUACAGUAGGUUUAUAAAACACAGCUCAUUGUUAAGAUCAAACCACUGGUUCUCAUUUGUCUUGUGACCUUUUUACAAAUAUGUUGAGUGUAGUUGUGGCUGCUUGUCACGUUUCAGAUGUGAGUUCGGACUGAGUUUUGACUUGAUGUUGUUUCCUGCCAUGGGUGAGUUUUGAGUUCUGCUUGGAUUUCUCUUAAAACCCAUUGUGCUCUUUUUGAGGACUCUUGUUUAGUUUUUUUUUUUAGCUUUUUUUAGCAGCUUCCUGUUUUGUUUAGAAAUCUUUUUGGUUGUGUAACUCCUGAGUUAGAUUUCUGUAAUUGUGUUAUUCUUGUUCUUUGGGUUCUUGAGUUUGUUCAGUAUUUCUUGUUCCAUAUGGAAAUCCUGUUGUUGUGUUCCUGUUCUUGGGAUUUGUUAGUACUUCCUGUUUUAUUUUGAAGCCCAAACCCUUGUGUAUCAGUCCCCAGCGUACUUUCUGUCUUUGUCUGCUUUCCUUCGUUUUUUGAUUGUCUGCCCUGCCCUAAUUGGUUUCACCUGUUGCCUAUUACCUUGUGUAUAUAUGUCUCGUUGUUUCGAUGUUCUUGUCAGUUUGUCUGUGUUGGUUUCAGCAUGGGUUUCUGCCCUGCUUCCCCAUGUCUGUUCCUCUGCCUAAUGUUUUCCCCUUCUGGACUUGCCUUGGUUGCCUUUUUAUCUAGAGUAAGGACUUUUGGAGUUUGCCUUGUGUUUUGUGUUUCCUGUCUUUGUUCUUGAUUUUGGGUGAUUUUCAGUUGUUUGAGUUUCCUUUUCCUGGCCCUGGACCUUCAGCCAGUGAUUUUGAGUUUAAUUAAAGGA